AUGUACAACACAGAUCCACUCCACCAGACACUCAACCUGUACGUGUCUCCCACACAGUACAUCUUUGAACCCGCAACCACAAAUGGCCCAUCCCAACACGGCGCACGCCAGCCCGCCUUCCUCGACGAGAAGGAUGUAAGGCAGAGCCUCGUCGUAGACAGGCAGACAGGGAACAUGUCGCUGAACAACGAUACCCACAUUCCCUUCGGGCGGGAAAAGGUCAUCACCUGCUACGGUAUCAUCGGUACUCUCAGCCUUGCCACGACCGACUUUCUCCUGAUCAUCACUUCCCGCACGCCCUCCUGCCGCCUGCUUUCCCACCCCAUCUACCUUGCCACAGACUACCGCCUCCUUCCUCUCUCGCCUCUCUCUACCUCCGCCGCCAUCCUGGAACAUCCCGUCGAGAAAGAGCUCAUCGCCCUCGUGGAGCAGGGUCUCAAGACCUCGAGACUCUGGUUCUCGUAUGGCUGGGACCUCACCAAUACUCUGCAAAGGCAGGAAGACAUUGAGAAGAAGGGCGAAGCUCUACCGAUGUGGAAGAGGGCGGACGAUAGGUUCUUCUGGAACAAGUUUUUGAUGGAAAAGAUGAUUGAUGUGACCGAGAACCAAGGAGUUGAUCUCAGUAGAUUCAUCUUGCCUGUUACCUAUGGCUCUGUCGAGCUCCGCUCUUCCAACCUCAACAACCGAGACAUCCUGUUCCUCCUCAUCUCUCGUCGCUCUCGCUACCGAUCCGGUACCCGUUACUUUACCCGUGGUAUCAACGCCUCUGGUCAAGUUGCCAACUUUAACGAGACUGAGCAGAUCGUGCUCUUUGAUCCCCUGCCGGAGAACGGCCAGGAGUAUAGGAGGGGAAGGGUCGAUGGGAGGGAGAGGUUGAGUUUCGUGCAGACCCGAGGGAGCGUGCCGCUUUUCUGGGCAGAGGUCAACAACCUGAGGUACAAACCUGAUCUUCAGAUCAUGGACUAUACCGAGACUCCUCAAGCCCUCAAGGCCCACCUGGACGACAUGAUCGGGACAUACAACCACACCUACCUCGUCAACUUGGUCAACCAAAAGGGCCACGAGCAACCCGUCAAGGAAGCUUUCGAGCGCUACAUGUCCCUCCUGUCUUCGUCCGACCCCGUCAUACGUGAAAAGGCCCACUAUGUCUACUUUGACUUUCACCACGAGUGCAAGGGGUUGCGAUUCGACAGAAUCUCCUUGUUGAUUGAUAGGCUCGCGCCGGCGGUGGAAGAGAUGGGAUGGUUCCAUUCUGUCAACCCGCAAUCUUCCACCUAUGCCAACACCCAAGAUGUGGAGGGUGGUACUCGAGUACUGCGCAAGCAGGACGGUGUAAUAAGGUCAAACUGUAUGGACUGCCUUGAUAGGACGAAUGUGGCACAGUCUGCGCUCGGGCGGUGGGUUCUGAACCAGCAGUUGAGAAAGGUGGGAAUCAUCAGUAUCAAGGAGAGUGUGGAGGACCAUGACGACUUUAUGCUCAUGUUCCGACAUGUGUGGGCGGACCACGGCGACACCGUAUCCCUUGCUUAUGCCGGUACCGGUGCCCUCAAGGCAGAUUACACUCGUACCGGAAAGCGCACCAAGGAAGGACUUUUGCACGACGGCUACAAGUCCAUCAUGCGAUACAUCCGAAACAACUUUUUCGACGGUGAUCGUCAAGAUGGAUUUGACAUCCUUACCGGUGCAUGGGUGGCGAGGAGGGGCGGGGUGGCUCCUUUGACGGACACAAGGCCGCUCAUCAUGCGAUCAGUAAGUUCUGUCUACAGUUACUAUGUGGAUGCUGAUGCGUGAUAGAUGCCCUAUGUCUUUUCAUUCGCCCUCACCAUGAUCUUUGCCGCUCUCACCCUCCCCCGCACUUCCUCCCUCUCCAUCUCCUCCUUCCUCGUCCUCUGGUUCAUCCUCGCCUUCCUGUCCGGGAGCUACAUCUGGGGCAACGGCACCUCGUACGUCUCCUGGCCCCGCCUCAACCCACCGCUCGAGAUCCUGUCCUACGCUGGCCCUGGGGCAAGGUCGAUUGCGAGAGGCAGGGGGCUUUCGCUCGCUGCCGUCUUUGAUAGGAGACAGAAGAAUGGGCCGGGAGCUGGGCUUUUGGGGGCUGCGGUCGGGGCUGGGAAGGGCGAUGGCAGACCGGCGGCGUACAAGCUGGAAGAGUUGGAGCUGGGUAAGAGGAAGGGUGCUCUGAUCGAUUGAUUAGACGAAUGUAGAGGACUGCGGGGUACUUUUCGUAUAUCUUCAGCCGUUUGGUUCUUGUUAGCGGUUCGACUCUCUUCUUAUGCAGUGACUGGUUUAUAGAUGUAUGUUUUAAGGAUCACUUUUGGCCCGUACAAGUUUAGAGUUGACCCAUGGAUGUUGAGCUGUAUCUGAUGUCAAGAGGGAGCCAUCUCACCCUGAGCCUUCCUUGGCAACAUCGGGUCGCUCGGUGCAUACAUCGGGUCAGUUGGUGAGUACUACACUCCGUGUGCCUUUUUGGUCGUCACAAGGGAGUGUCCUUUGUGUGGCAGGCGACAUUGGCGAAUAUACUUUACGACAUCAUCCGACGGGGCAUGCACAGACCCUUGCUUGUGCACAGCGUUGCAGUGAAGGCUAUGCAACAACGACUCACGGCAAUGCCAACCAUCUCCACGGCACUGACGCCGACGAGUGCCCUCCUGGUAUGUACGAGCAGCGGAAGCUGGCCUAGAGCAGACUUGGCUGAUGUGAUCCAAGCAAGCGCCAAGUCAUUUCAGCUCUUUGCUUUUCCUUGUGGCGCGCUGGAUCGCUGGACCGCUUAUUUCCUGUCCUCUUCAUGAGCGUGGUCAUGUUGCUUGAGGCAUAUGUAUCUUUCUUGCACUUGCCACUUCUGACUCCUGCUUCGUUCACCGAGGUCACCGAGGUCGCCAGCAAUUUGCCGCUAACGCGUUGCCCCUUGCCUGGCAUAGGGCUGAAGAUCGCGUAUAUACAAAAGAGGGGACGAUGAACUGCUUAUAGCCCUCUCCUUGUAUUUAUAGCGAUGUACAGCGGGGGCCCUCGUCAGCCCCGGCAAGUCACCUACGCAGUCACUUGAGAGCGGAAACAAAUGGGCGGGACGGGAGGUGUUGGAUUACCCCACGUAAAAGAAUUUGCGUGCCGCAGUGGCAAGGAGGCCCAGGAGCCUCAAAAGUCCCUGAGGGAAGAACGUGCACCAAGACGUGGGGCAGGGGUGCGGUAGGCAAGGGGACACCCUUGGCGGUGGCCAGUACAACGGAGUGGAGCACAGCUUGGGCGCGCACAAGAGACAAAAAAGAGCAUGCAUAAUCAGA
Cryptococcus amylolentus CBS 6039 is the source of this 3278-nucleotide messenger RNA. RefSeq lists its product as hypothetical. Gene Ontology annotation, biological process: phosphatidylinositol dephosphorylation. The coding region runs from base 1 to 1791 and encodes 596 amino acids. Lineage: Eukaryota; Fungi; Basidiomycota; Tremellomycetes; Tremellales; Cryptococcaceae. The record is from RefSeq and is a predicted model, not a curated record. The transcript has 7 exons. Gene Ontology annotation, molecular function: phosphatidylinositol-4-phosphate phosphatase activity. Gene Ontology annotation, cellular component: endoplasmic reticulum.